CGAUAACUCGCCUUCGGAUACCAAUUUGAGAGCGGAGAUAUCACAGCGAUAUGUGACUUCCCAAGCGCAUCCCAACAGUAAUGUCAGGCGGAACUUUUCGCACAAUCAGCGCAACAGUCAAUACCGCCAACCACGGCUGGAUUCCAAGCAACAUAGAAGCAGUCCGCUGCUGUCACCGCCUAAGCAUAUGCACAGGACAAAGUCGCAACCACACACACAACUUCAUCAAAGCUUCAAGCAUCAUUCGCCGGGUGUCGCACAGUCGCAUCCAAGACUUGCCCUCAAAACUGCCUCGAAUACGAAUUUAACCAUGAUUCAAUCCACACAGCACAGUAGUAGAAGGGUAGAAAUUGAUAGGUAUCAGUCACCGCUAAAGCAACCCAGAAUGGAACAAGAUGGUUGUAUGGCCGAACGAAGUAUGCAACAAGCGCCCUUUGAGAGUCCCUCAUUGGCCAGGCAUGUCAAUAGCAUAACAAAUGCAAGCGGUACGCGCAGCUUGGACGUAGAGCACUUCACGGUCACCAAGAGUUAUGAACAAACCCUAAACCCUAAAACCAAGAGUUAUGAACCACAUGAAGCGAACAUAGACGAGGGCGAUAUAGAGCAAGACUAUGAUCAGCUACCAGACGUCGAUCGGAACAACCAGCCACAGCAAGAGCGUAGGGCUGAUGUCCACUGGACUACUCGUCAGCGUUGUCACUCGGAAAGCACUGCAGUAGAUAUAGAGACGGGCAUGACUGAAAUGCGGGAGGAUACAGAUGAGCCAAAUAUCACUUACUACAGCAAAAGUGCCGACACUAGUAUGAAUAUGGGUGAGCAGCCUCAUAUAGAGGACCAGAUGUACAUCACUACUGAAAAUACGGAUGGGAUCAGUAAUGCUUUCAGAACUUCGAUGCGCACCGGUACAAGCAAUGGUACGAAUAGGGGCAAUGAUACCGGCAUGGGGAUUAGUCGCAGUUUGAGCUCGGAUCAGAGAUUAAAUGCUGAUGGUGGUUGUGCUCAGAGCAUGCAUACCCUGCGCAAUAUUCGACCGGACAGAGCUGAUAGUGAUAAAUACUCGAAAGGUGAACUGAACUAUCCCAUGUAUGCACAACUUGUGCAAGAGACUGUCACAGAGCACGUGGAUGCAAGUGCGGAUACCCGAAACGUACCGAACAUGAACUCCUAUGGCAAUGGUAAUAGUAUACAUACAAAUGCUCAUAGAAAUCGGUUUGCGCCCGAAAAUGGUUCACCGACGGAUCACAGGGCGCAUUCACCGACUAGAUAUCUAUCUCAUGCAGAGCUCCGAGGCGGGCCCACACAUGUGCCGUUGGGGCACGAAACUGAGAUUAUGGGUACGCCGCGGCAGAUGACGAGCUUUUCACACCAGAGUCCCGCAACGGUACAGACUAAGUUGAGGCAUGGGGUGUCUACCCCUACAUUGGUCCUGUAA
Messenger RNA from Sphaeroforma arctica JP610, 1432 nucleotides. RefSeq lists its product as hypothetical. The annotation marks the transcript as partial. The record is from RefSeq and is a predicted model, not a curated record. NCBI's taxonomy places the organism in Eukaryota, Ichthyosporea, Ichthyophonida. The transcript has a single exon.